Messenger RNA from Nyctereutes procyonoides (raccoon dog), 1226 nucleotides. Its product is annotated as lipocalin Can f 6.0101. NCBI's taxonomy places the organism in Eukaryota, Metazoa, Chordata, Mammalia, Carnivora, Canidae. The record is from RefSeq and is a predicted model, not a curated record. Bases 304 to 876 code for a protein of 190 amino acids. Gene Ontology annotation, molecular function: small molecule binding; odorant binding. The transcript has 7 exons.
UAUUUUUCCUGAGUAUAUGUUUUGGGAAAUUUAAGGCCACUAAGUAGAUCUAAAGAGAGAUGAGAUUGCCAAGUUUCAAAAGGGCAGGAACAAUCCUUGGCCUCACACCAAUGAAUGACAAACUGUUUAAUGGAAUGGGAGGAGUAAAAGUGGUGUCCCAUGCAAAAACAAAACAAAACAAAACAAAAAAACUAGACCCAGAACAGAUAUAAAAACGGAGGAGCUGAGGAGUGGAGCCACUGUCAGGGAGAGGCUUGCUUCCAGUAGCUGUGGGGGCAACGGUGCUAGCUAUCUCCUGCCAACAUGAAGCUGCUGUUGCUGUGUCUGGGACUGAUUCUAGUCCGUGCCCACGAGGAAGAAAACGAUGUUGUGAAAGGAAACUUCGAUAUUUCAGAGAUUUCGGGAGAUUGGUAUUCCAUUCUCUUGGCCUCAGAUAUCAAGGAAAAGAUAGAAGAAAAUGGCAGCAUGAGGGUUUUUGUGAACGACAUUGAAGUCCUGAGCAACUCGUCUCUGAUCUUUACAAUGCAUACAAAAGUGAAUGGAAAGUGUACUAAAAUUUCUCUGAUUUGUAACAAAACAGAAAAGGAUGGUGAAUAUGAUGUUGUGUAUGAUGGAUACAAUUUAUUUAGAAUAAUUGAAACAGACUAUGAGGACUAUAUUAUAUUUCAUCUUGUUAAUACCAACCAGGAACAGGCCUUCCAACUGAUGGAGCUCUAUGCCCGAAAACCAGAUGUGAGUCCAAAGGUCAAGGAAAAGUUUGUGAGAUAUUGCCAAGGAAUGGAAAUUCCUAAGGAAAACAUACUUGACCUGACCCAAGUUGAUCGCUGUCUCCAGGCCCGACAGAGCGAAGCAGCCCAGGUCUCCAGUGCUGAGUGAAUGCUUCCUCGUUUGGGCUCCAGGAUCUUCCCUUCCAUGGCCCCACGCCAUCCAGUAACAGUUCUUACCUGACUUCCAUCAUUAUCACUUAUGAAAACAUUAUCUCUGUCUGCAUCUUCAGGAUCUUUCCUAAUUGUCUAGGAAAACUCAUCAACCAACCAAGAAUGAAAGAUUUUCUACAAAUUUUUGAAUCUCCUUGUCAUAACGCAGGAGAACCCCACCAUGAAUAAGAUUUUCCUCUACCUGGUCAAUAAAUGAUUAGCCCUGCAGUCCUGUGGUUUGUCUUUGUGUAUAUGAGAGAUACGGGGCCCCCAACAAGUUAAGGAAUGGGGGGGGACCUCCUUGGCUCU